AUGAACUACGGGUUCAUCUCGAAUGGCUCCCCCGGCGGCCAGGACUGGGAGUCCAAGAAUAAGCAGGUGACCUGGCCCUAUAGCCAGGGCCUGGUGCCCAGCUCGGCGGAGAAAACCGCCAAGGUCGCGUGUCAGUUCCGCGCGGCCGAUGACGAGGACGACGAGGACGACAAGCCUUGGCUUGUCAUGAUUGUUGGGUACGAGGGGGGUAUCGACCCUGCUCCCAGUUUCGGCGACAACAAUUUCAAGGUGAUCAGCUUCGUCACCGUGAGCUUUGAGGGUGUAAAGCCGAGCGAGUGCAUGGAGCACCACGAGCGUCUUUCUGCGUUUUGGGAGUCCGAGUUCGACUUCACCUCGGCCGCAAGGCGGCGACGAACGAGAUCGCGUUCUCGGCGUCGUUCCAGGGCAGAGACUUGCCCUGCGAGUUUUAUCUUCUCCCUCGCUACAGAUAGGUAG
This is a messenger RNA of Lasiosphaeria miniovina, 456 nucleotides long. RefSeq lists its product as uncharacterized. The record is from RefSeq and is a predicted model, not a curated record. The transcript is spliced from 2 exons. Bases 1 to 456 code for a protein of 151 amino acids. NCBI's taxonomy places the organism in Eukaryota, Fungi, Ascomycota, Sordariomycetes, Sordariales, Lasiosphaeriaceae.